Molecule: messenger RNA, 1290 nt
Organism: Schistosoma rodhaini
Lineage: Eukaryota; Metazoa; Platyhelminthes; Trematoda; Strigeidida; Schistosomatidae
Source: the annotation of a GenBank genome assembly
AUGGAAUUAAAUAAUGAUUUAGAUCUGACGUUUUUCAAUGAUUCUGAUGAUGAUCUUCUCAAUGAUGGUAUAUUCUCGGAGUUCACAUCUAAACGCAUUACAAAGUCCUCUGAUUUCCACAAGUCAUCAUCUGAAGAACUUUGCCUUCAUAAAUCCCCAUUGAAAUGCAUUCAUCCAGCAAACAAAGUCACUCGUACUUCAAGUAAAGGAACAUCCAGACAUCGUAAGCUCCCUGGUCCAGCAGGUUUACUUCCAAAGCUUCCUGAACAUGGGGAUUGUCAACGACAUAUGAUUGGGUCAAAAUCACCCAAAAAGAAGAAAGAUGAUACGGUAUCUAGUUUGAAUGAAAGCUGUCUAUCACCAUCGUUAUCCCAAAAUCAAUCAUCUUCAAGUCAAAGUGAAGAAGCUGCUUUGUUAAACAGACUACAGUCAGAGUGUGGUUCAACCAUAUGGUCGGUUGUCGAAAAAUAUUCCGUCAGAGAAAUUUUAAAAAUGAUCAUUUCUAACCAACUACCGAAGGGUAAAAUCCCAAUAAUGUGUGGUUUUCUUGAUGAAGUAGAACUAAUGCCUACUGACGCAAAAGCACUGUUAAAAGAUAAUUCAGGAGUUUUGGCUUGCACAAUCCACCGUUCAGUGAUAAAGGAAUAUAAAAACGACUUGGGUUGUUGUUGCCUACUUCUCUUGAAACAGGUCACUAUUUUCAGUCCAACUGGCAAAAAGUUUUAUGCCAAUAUAACUCUUCCAAAUAUUGUAAAAAUUUAUACUCCCGAAAAUACCAUUAUUACUUCAGCAUCUGGUCAUUAUACAACAGCACCUCUUUCUUCUCCAUUAUCUCUUCGGGAAGUGGAAGCUUUAGAGGAAGAUUGUUUAAGAGCCUUCUCACCACCACCAACGCCAUUACUACAAACACUUCCGAUAUCUCCCAUUUCGAAACCUAUCUCUUAUAGAAUACAACCACAAAGCAAUCCAUCUUCAUCUGGUUUUAAUUCAGGAUUAUCAAUUACAAAAAGUUUUACAAUGUCACAAUCACGUUCCAGUGGUUUAGGUUCCUUAUUAAAGUCUAAUUCAAUCCCAGUCAAUAAUAAAGUUAAAUCAAUCUGUGAUAAUAGUAAUGUACAGAAAAAAGAUUGUCAAGACAUUAUAAACUCAUUAUUAACAUUUACAACGACUACUGUCACUUCUACGACUACUACUAAUACUACCCUACCUGAUUUAAUAACCGUGAAAGAUGAUCUUUUAGAAGAUGACAUGGAUGAUUUAUUAUCUAGUAUAGCUGAUGAAAUUCCUUAG